Molecule: messenger RNA, 366 nt
Organism: Acanthoscelides obtectus
Lineage: Eukaryota; Metazoa; Arthropoda; Insecta; Coleoptera; Chrysomelidae
Source: the annotation of a GenBank genome assembly
AAACAUCUGCAGAAAAGGAAAGGGGGGUAUUUUGAAAAUGUAAUCAGUAGGACUGAUGGUAUACUAGUAGCAAAAUGGGUCGACAAUUGUGUUGUUUCUGUUGCUACAAACAGAUAUGGUGUUACGCCUGCGACAAGCGUCAAACGAUAUUCGCAGAAGGAAAAGAAGCACAUACAAAGAAAAUCGAACAAAUCUCAAAUCCCUCAAAUAAACCUUAGAAGGACCGUCGUACAACUAUAUCUGAAGAAGUAUUCACUAGCACCUAAAGGCGGUGGAAGAGUUGCAUCGCCAUCUUCCUAUGUACAAGCGGUGGUCGAUGACGUUAGAUAUGAUAGAAUGGAUCACCUUGUGGAAAAAAAUUCCUAA